Penicillium antarcticum is the source of this 1434-nucleotide messenger RNA. RefSeq lists its product as uncharacterized. The transcript is spliced from 2 exons. The coding region runs from base 1 to 1434 and encodes 477 amino acids. Gene Ontology annotation, molecular function: molybdenum cofactor sulfurtransferase activity. NCBI's taxonomy places the organism in Eukaryota, Fungi, Ascomycota, Eurotiomycetes, Eurotiales, Aspergillaceae. Gene Ontology annotation, biological process: molybdopterin cofactor metabolic process. The record is from RefSeq and is a predicted model, not a curated record.
AUGGAAUGCUUUUCUGAAAAAGGCAAGAGUGCCUGUUAUGGUGGGGGCUAUUGUACCGACCUGGAGACCAUUCGCAAGCUGGAAUACCCUUUACUAAACGGAACUACCUAUCUCGAUCAUGCUGGAACAACGCUCUAUGCAAAGUCUCUUAUUGAGUCGUUCUCGCACGACAUGGUAUCCAACCUAUACGGAAACCCCCAUUCCAUGUCUCAAUCCUCUCAGAGAUCUACGCAGCGGACAGAAGAUGUGCGACUCCGUGCACUUGAAUUUUUCAAUGCCGAUCCAGACGAGUUUGAUCUGGUUUUCGUGGCCAACGCAACCAGUGCUAUCAAGCUUGUUGCCGAAUCGUUCCGAGAUCAAAAUCCACAGGGUUUCUGGUAUGGAUACCACAUCGACUCCCAUACAAGUAUCGUUGGUGUACGAGAGCUCGCCCAAGUGGGCUACCAGUGCUUCCAAGAUGUUGAAGUGGACACUUUGAUCUCUAGACUGGGCACCGAGCAUGCGGAGACGCCCAAGCUAAUUGCAUUUCCGGCACAGUCUAACCUGAAUGGCCGGCGGCUCCCGGUCCGUUGGUGUAAUCAGAUCCGCACAGCUACCGGUGAGUACGCAGGGAAUGUCUUCAGCUUGGUCGAUGCCGCCUCAUUUGUAUCAACCGCUCCUCUGGACUUGAAGAAGUGGGCACCCGACUUUGUCGCGCUCAGCUUCUACAAAAUCUUCGGAUUUCCCGACCUAGGUGCUUUGAUUGUCCGAAAAAGCGCCGCACGUGCCCUUGAGAGGCGCAAAUAUUUUGGUGGGGGCACUGUCGACAUGGUACUAGCAUCGGGAGCCCAAUGGCAUGCAAAAAAGGCGUCCUCAAUCCACGAGCGACUCGAAGAUGGCACUCUUCCAUUCCACAGCAUAAUCGCACUAGAUAGCGCCUUCGAUACACAUCAACGGCUUUAUGGUUCAAUGGUAAAUAUUUCCGCCCACGCUGGAUUGCUUGUCAAAAGGCUAUACAACUGUCUCUCUUCGCUGAGACACUUCAACAGCGCAGUUGUCUGUCACAUCUACCGUUCAGUCUAUGGAGAUCCUGCGCUACAAGGCCCGAUUAUCGCUUUCAAUCUGAAAAACAGCCGUGGUGAGUGGAUCCCCAAAACUGCCAUAGAGAGGCUGGCAGCUGCGCGAAAUAUUCAACUACGCUCUGGGUCAGUCUGCAAUCCAGGCGGGACGGCCUCAUCUCUGGGCUGGACAGAUACAGAACUUCGCCGCCACUAUGCGGGAGGCUUGCGUUGUGGUGACAACCAUGAUGUGCUCGAUGGACGGCCUACUGGGGUUCUUCGCGUCAGUCUGGGUGCAAUGACCAGUACCAAGGAUAUCAAGACCUUGGUUAAAUUCAUUGAGGAGGUAUAUGUUGAGAAAUCUCGGCCCUCUUCCGAGCAACUCCAUAUAAAGUGA